AUGACGCACCAAAGCGAGGCUCUUGCUCGCACGAUCAUUGGCAUUAUUGGGAAUGUGAUUUCAUUCGGACUCUUUCUCUCCCCAGCGCCAACUUUUGUAAGAAUAUGGAAGAAAAAAACCACAGAAGAGUUUCAUCCAUACCCAUACCUGGCCUGUGUUAUGAACUGCCUUUUCUGGAUCUUCUAUGGUAUACCAGUGGUGCAUCCUGACAGCACUCUUGUGAUCACCAUCAAUGGCAUUGGCCUCGCCAUGGAGUUGAUUUAUCUCACCAUUUUCGCCAUUUACACCAGCAAAAGGAAUAGGGGAAUUAUCGCCCUAGUUCUUUUGGCUGAGGCAGUGCUCUAUACCGGAGUUAUCCUCAUCACGCUUCUCUGUUUUCACACCCAUAAGAUGAGAUCCAUGUUUGUGGGGAUCAUAUGUGUUGUCUUCGGUAUAAUUAUGUAUGGAUCUCCUCUGUCCAUUGUUAGAAAAGUAUUCAAGACCAAGAGCGUUGAGUUCUUGCCAUUUUGGCUCUGCCUGGCUGGUUUCACAAAUGGAGCCAUAUGGUUCACGUAUGCUUUCCUCAAGACCUUUGACCCCUAUCUUUGUACUGGAAACGGAAUAGGAGGACUACUAGGAUUAUUCCAGCUGUGCGUAUACGCAUACUUCAGUUUUAAAGGGCCUCCUCCUAAGGCAGCAGGUGACGCAAAGCCAUCAGAAGUACAGCUCCAAAACACUGCAACAAACACGAACACGACUUCACCACCUGUCUGA
Fraxinus pennsylvanica is the source of this 753-nucleotide messenger RNA. The record is from the annotation of a GenBank genome assembly. NCBI's taxonomy places the organism in Eukaryota, Viridiplantae, Streptophyta, Magnoliopsida, Lamiales, Oleaceae.